This is a messenger RNA of Ceratitis capitata (Mediterranean fruit fly), 7459 nucleotides long. RefSeq names its product proteoglycan 4 (gene flz). The coding region runs from base 1026 to 7184 and encodes 2052 amino acids. NCBI's taxonomy places the organism in Eukaryota, Metazoa, Arthropoda, Insecta, Diptera, Tephritidae. The transcript is spliced from 8 exons. Gene Ontology annotation, molecular function: serine-type endopeptidase activity. The record is from RefSeq and is a predicted model, not a curated record. Gene Ontology annotation, biological process: proteolysis.
UACCAAAUCUCUGGCGCAUAGCUUUUGAAGGGAAAACAUAAACAACGUAAUUUACCGAAUGCUUGCUCUCUGAUUCACUCAUUUACGCUCUCACUCUCUCUACCCGAAACCUAACUUUCUUUACCUCACACACCACCACUCUCUUCUGCAGCUCGUGCAAUCGAAAUAUCGCCAACAAAAAGUCAAGCAACAGCAGCAGCAACAACAGCAAAAAUCCAUCAGUGACAGUCGUCAGCAACUUUGAAACGACUCGUUUGUUGUAUUUGCUCGAUUAUAAGCAUUUUGUUUUCUUAUUAUUAUUGCUAUUGUCAUCUUUAUUGUGCCGGCUCUACAACCAGUAAGCGGACAAGCGCGCAAGUAAGCAAGACGAUUCAUGCCAACGAGCUGCGCUGCUGUUUCAAGGGGCUGCUGCUGCUGCUGCUAAAGUGAAAGUUGCACAAAAGCGUGGUCCGUUAUCUCCGCUGCGCGCAGAAGCAACGAAUUCACACUAGCUUUAGCCGAAGCAUAACACUCACUCAUACAUUGAACGUCCAUGCUGAUGGACGCAUGUGCGGCAGUUCGCUAGUUCGCUUUUGUGGCUUUAGUAAAUAUUCCGUUGGACAUUUGUGCGCUGAAGUUGUAUGGCAGAAACUUAUAGAAAAAUACGAAUGCACAUAUAUACUCGUACUACAAAUUAAACUCGUCCGGAAUGGUUAUAAGCGUUUGAAUUGUGCAGUUCUUUAACGGUGCUGCAUGUUUUCAGCUUCUGAAGCAAAUGAUUACACGUAUUUCUUCUCAUCUAUUCUAUUCCGUGUACUUUCUGUGCUAAAAUACGCGACAAUUAAAAAUCACCGCAAGCGCAAAAUAAAUACUUUUUUCGAAUGGAGCAAUUCAAUGCCCUGCAAAUUAAAUUAAAAUAAAUAAGUAACAAAACAUCAGCGCCAAAUCACAUAUUGACCGCAAAAUCUUAUUAAAAAAAUAUUUCGGUAAAAGGAAAUUCUGUGCCGUGGAAAUUGUUCUGAUCUGCGCUUCAGAAUAGUGUUGGAAUGCUGAAGUGGGUUAACAUAGCAACGCGCCGAAGCGCGUGGCUAUCAACGAACAGAGUGACAACAGCAGCGACGGCGUAUGCCAAAAAAUCGACAACAACAAUAGCAACAGCUACAGCAACAGCAACCACAACACCGAUAACAUCUCACACGUUGACCUCGAAAUCAACAUCAAUCAAUUUUGCCAUGUUGCUGCUCACAACGCUGUGUAUAAUAGCCGCAUUAGUGCAGGCGACAAAUGGAUUUAAGCCAAUUGAUAUGAACAAUAGCGAGGGUCGCAAAUUAUUCGGCGGCUAUCGGAUAACACCGAAACAUUGUCGAGCCACGAAAACGUUAGCCACAAAUGAUCCACGUAAAAAUGGUCCCACGAUUUGUAUGUUCAAUCACGAGUGCGCACAGCGAAACGGAGAAGUGGUCGGCGCUUGCAUGGAUGGUUUCCUCUUUGGUGCAUGUUGUCAAAUACCCGGCGAACAGGAUCUCGAGAGUACAUUACUGAAUGAUGCCCAAAACUCCUACUACCAACAGCAUCAGCAACAGAAAUUGCAAGAUGAGUAUGGCGGCGCCAAUCAGGCGGUGGCACAAUCCUACGAGAUAUACGGUGAGAGCCAACAACAACAUUCGCAAGAGACCAAAUACUCUCCACCCACAUUCAAACCAAAACCAAAACCGCAACGCAUACAAAAGCCACAACAACAACAACUACACAAAUAUAAGCCGCAACUACCGCGUCCCAUUUAUGGCGAUGUGGCUGAGCUUGCAUCCGAGGAGGUGAAGCAACCACAAAAUAGUUACACACAAACAAAUAUCGAUAAAGUUUAUCAGCAGCUGGAGAGCAGCAGUGUUAGCGUGAACUCAUACGAGGCGCAACACUCGCAACACGAAGAGGCACCCAGCAACAAAUACCAACAAUCGCAAGAGUCGGUGCCCAAUGUCAGCACUCAGUAUGUAAUGGAAUCGUUGGAAAGUGCACAGCAUGAGAUACGUCCGGCAAUCGGGCCCACGGCUUCUUACUAUGACAGUACACAAUCUAUACAAGCGGAUAGUCAGCAAGAAGACCAAUCACAGCAACAACACGAGGAGCAACAGCAGAAACUUCAAGAUCCACAGCAUCAGCAACAAGAUAAUCAAGAUACUUCAAUCGAAGGUACACUCCAUUCAGGACCAGCUGAAUCAGCUAGUAUAAGCUCUGACUCGAGCCCACAAUCCUCCAGCGUCGAGUUGGAGAUUGUUUCCAAGCCAGAUCUAGCUGUUGCACAUUCGCACAUAGUACAAGAGUCCAAACCACGACCUGUGCAAGUUCCUUUCACUACUGCAGCUCCGGCGUUGAAUGACGAUUUUGUACUGGAUCUGCUGAGCACAACACUGCCGCCACCACUAAACGAUGAUCAAGUCUCUCUCACAACAACUGGUUUACCAAUGCGAAUAGUAAACGGUCUGACCGAGCCGAAUAGCUCAUCGGAGUCUAAUUCCUUCGAAGAAUUGUCAGUAACACAAAAUCCACUACAAAAUAACGAUGAAGAAGCAAAUACACCCGAAGAAGACUUCAAAAUUACCGAGACUCAAGAGCAACAAACGACCAGGCCACAAUCUAAACCACGACCACAUCAGCAACAAAGGCCACGUCCACAAGUACAAGUUUCUCGUCCACAACCACAGGCACAGCCAAUGAGGCCCCAGCAAGUACAGCAGCAACAGAAACAAAAACCUCAACCUCAGCAGCAACAACAUGGCACUGGUUCACAUAACCACAAUCAUCUGAUACUCGAUGGCGCAGAGUUCACACAUAGCGAUAUCACCCAUCCGGGCGCCGAUGCCGACCUCAUUGAGGAUGAUCUGCAAUUCUCGACAGGCUAUGGACCCCAACCGGUAUAUUUGGAGGCACCUGCGCGUCAGCCAUCGCCCAUCAGCUAUCAGCCAUCUACUACAACAACAACCACACACGCCUCCCUUGCACCAAAAGACAAGUAUGACUUGGUGCAAAGUGUCGUGGAUGAACAGUCCAGCAAACAACCACCCAUCACUUAUGGCGAGCCCACAACCGGCACCUCAAUCACAACACAUGUAGACUCAAUCGAAUCCAUAAUCCUCCAAUUGAAUGGCACAACGAAUCAUGGACCCACUUAUAAUAUCGUAAAUCAGCAGCAACCCCAAACUGUCUCAUAUGGCGCAGAAUCAGACACCUCAGCAAGCAAAUAUGAGCCAACGAACAGCGGGCAACAUUAUGGCACAACAACAGUAACCGUGCCAGUAACUACCGGAGGUUCAUAUUAUGGUGGUGGUACAACAAAUUACUAUGAUGAAUUAGAAACAAAGCGUCCCGACGAUUAUUACACGGAGAGUGAACAGCAAAAUGCUCAAGACUACUCACCAGUUACAGCACAAGCUCCUGCCUAUCUAGAGCCUGUCAAAAACAAUUUAAACGCCGCCCCGGCAACGCAACAGCAGCCAGUGCAUUCCUAUGUAUCCAAACCUGCCGGAUCAACCGUCGACAAACAGAGUUCAACGACAGCAGUCAACUAUGCUGAAGAUGCUGCCGCUGCCUUGGACGAGCACACAAUGCCUGCUAAUAAUUACAACGACGCAUUGCAGUCUGCAUCCCACCAAACGCAUGAGUUUAACAAAAUGCCUGCCUACGGUAUUGCAUACCCCGUGGAUAUGUCACACAUUGAGGAAGAGGUAAAUAUAGCUGCCGAGGGAGCCAGCAAUUAUGGUGUACAGCACACAUCCACACAGGGAUCCUCUCAGGGAUCGAUAGACAAGAUAGAUGAAGCACAGCCAGAAGAGAGCAGCUACGGUGUACCUAUUAUCGCUGGCAAGCCGCAACGCCCCACAUAUUCCGGUGUUGUGAAUGCACAAAACUACAAUGGACCGAAAGUGCCAACAACAAUCGUAUAUAAUAACGUGCCGCAGGAAGUGUCUGUCUCUUCGCAUACCACGAAAAUCCAAGACCUUCAAUCGGCUUCCCCAGCAAACCACACACCCAAACCAGAUACACUGACCACCACCCAGUAUGUUGAAGAAAGCACGACGGCAGCGAAGCGUCCCACUGUCAACAAAAUAGCGACGACAUCAGUCACCACACCCUCGCAACCUCGUCCACAAUACAAUGCCAGCCCCACUGCUGCAACAACUGCUCGCCCAAUUUCCGGCAUCAUCACUUCGAGUGGAACUAGACCACGCCCUCGACCACGUCCAAAACCAAGCACUGCACGUCCAAAUAAUAAGAAGACUAAACCAAGUUCUGCCAAGAAACCCACGACGGCCAAGCCGGUGAACAAUAACAAUCAAACGCCAGCACAACCUGCUAACAAUUAUGGCGGCACUCAAGCUCAAAUAAAGCGACCGUCGACCACACAGCCUUUGAACGACUAUCAGGAUCCCACUUACAAUACCAAAAAACCCGCUCAACUGCCUUCGAAUACUUACAACGAUAAUGUCAAUGAAGAGACCACAUACGUGCAGAAACCAGCGCCCGUCUCUUACACCCAGCCGCAGCAACCGGCUAAGAAACCAACAAAGCAAUCAACUAAGCAAACUGUGAAACCACCAGUGAAGCAACCCGCAAGCACAUACCAACAUAAUAAACCGACCUAUGUCAAGCGUCCAACGGUAUCUCCUAAGCCCAGCAAUAGCUAUGUUAAGCCUGGUACAAACACCUAUAAUGCGGAGCCAGUCUACCAAAGACCUGAGCAACAUCCCACUUACAGUGAAGAGACUGUGACACGAAAGCCAGUGACACAGCUCACGAAUUCAUACAACGAUAAUGAUUACGGGUCCACUUCGGCGACUCGUAAGCCAGCAGUUUCUGCCUCAAAUCUUUACGAGGACCAAGUAGAAGAUCAUAAAUCCCCUGCAAAUGAACAAUACUCCCAAACACCAAUCCACACGUAUAGCCAGGAUACGAAACUAACCUCUGAAGAUUACGGCCAAGAUUAUGACAAACCGGACCCUGUCUACGACCAGAACAGCAAAGUGCCUCAGCCCGCUUUCGAAUCCGACGCUUAUUACCCCGCGCCACAGCCACUUGCCGGUGUCACAAACAAACCGACGAUUAUACGCAAGCCAAGCGUUGAGACAGCAGCACCCACAACAUCUCGCCCUUCGACAACAUUCAUUUACCAUGAUUCCGAGGUGCCCCCACUCAUCUCAGCGGAUGAUAAGUUGGAUUCCUUUGUGCAGGGCACAGUUCAAUCUGAAAAUAGCGCCCAACCCAUAUUGAGUGAUUCGAACUACUCACCUCAAUACGCGGAGCGUCCACAAUACAACUAUGUGCACAAGAAACCAGGCUUCGUGAAAGUGACUUCCAAACCAAUAACGACCACUAACGGUGUUAUUACCCCGAAACCAACACUCUUUACACUAGUCACAAACAGCGAUUGGCCGCAGCGGCCAAGCAUUGCUGGCGCAAUUUUCAACGAUAAUGCAUACCCACCAACGACGCCAUUGCCCGCCUUUGGUAGCACUUCAUAUAUCUACAGUCCAAUAGUGACGCGCCGUCCUGAGCUAGCAAUAAAUACGCCUGAAUAUGUUGGACUGCCUGCAGUCACAACCAAUGACUUCGACGAUCCUGGCUACUAUGGAGCACAGAAUGUUGGACAAAAUGGUCAUAUCGGCGUGCAUCCAGCGUUCACACAAUCUGUAGCCGAUGCGGAGUAUGGCGUUCCUUCGGAUGAUCGUCCCGCUUUCCCAGGGUACUACGGGCCAACGCCGACCUAUCCACCUUUCCCAAUCCCUGGAGAAAAGGUUGGCGCACCAGUCGAGGAAGAGACCUAUACAUCGCCCAAUGACUUUGUUAACUUCCCUCCUGUACGCAAUCCAAAUCUGAACAUGUCCGCAACAUCGAGUGCCGUCACCACCGACUUGGAGCUCUCGACACCCGCAUUCGUUGAAGAUGGCGUGCUCAAGGACAAAAUGAAUACUUUGGUGCAUAAGAUUGUUGAAUCACUGCAGGGUAAUUUCGACGCACUUGCCGAUAUGAUCGAUGACGUGAAUAACACGGCACCAGCGGCACCCAUCUCAACUUAUCAAGCCGCUGGCGCUGGCGCUGGCGGAGCGGCUACAACACGCAAACCCACAAGGAAACCAACGCGCAUAGCAACACAGAAGCCAACAACAAGACGCCCAGCGACACGUGUAACCACCAAACAACCAACGCGUAGACCAGCUACGACUACCAGACGACCAGCCACUCGACGUCCAACUACGACUACACGUAGAACAACAACGCGCAAACCCACGCGUCGUUUAACCACAACAACGACUGCAAAACCAAUUGCCGAGGAUGAACUGGUUGACGAGGAGGACGAAGAAGAUGUUAACCCUGCGGACAAUGAGAUCGGCGGUGAUCAAGAUGAAGCUUUAUCUGGCGCAGGUGGACGCAAAUUUAAAUGCGGCGUACGGCCACACAUCAAAUCUGGUAGAAUUGUAGGCGGCAAAGGCUCCACAUUCGGCGCUUACCCUUGGCAAGUGCUCGUACGCGAAUCGACAUGGCUGGGCCUCUUUACGAAGAAUAAGUGUGGCGGUGUUUUGAUAACGAAUCGUUAUGUCAUCACAGCGGCGCAUUGUCAGCCGGGCUUCCUGGCCUCGCUAGUUGCUGUUAUGGGUGAGUUCGAUAUCUCAGGUGAUUUGGAGAGUAAGCGUGCUGUUACGAAGAAUGUUAAACGGGUUAUUGUGCAUCGUCAGUAUGAUCCGGCGACUUUUGAAAAUGAUUUGGCGCUGCUAGAGCUCGAGAGUCCAGUACAAUUCGAUACACAUAUAGUGCCGAUUUGUAUGCCCAACGACCAAGCAGACUUUACCGGCCGCAUGGCAACAGUCACCGGUUGGGGGCGUCUGAAGUAUGGCGGCGGUGUGCCAUCUGUAUUGCAGGAAGUUCAGGUGCCAAUUAUCGAGAACAGUGUGUGUCAAGAGAUGUUCCACACGGCGGGGCACAACAAAAAAAUAUUGAGCUCAUUCCUUUGCGCUGGCUAUGCUAAUGGGCAAAAGGACUCCUGUGAGGGCGACAGCGGUGGUCCAUUGGUGCUGCAGCGGCCCGACGGUCGUUAUGAAUUAGCCGGCACUGUGUCGCACGGCAUCAAAUGUGCGGCGCCUUAUCUGCCAGGUGUAUACAUGCGUACGACAUUCUACAAACCAUGGCUGCGAAGUAUAACGGGUGUCAAAUAAAAGCGUCAAGCGAAUACGACUUGUGUGGAACAACAUCAACGCAACGCAGCGCAAAGCAACGCAACGGAGUAGCAAUACCAACAACGACAUUGUUUAUAUAUACGUAUACAUACAUAUAUGUAUAUAUGAUAAAUAUAUUUUUAGUUAGAUAUAAAAAAGGUGUACGCGUAGGUAGAAAAAAUUUAAACAAAUAAGUGAAAAUUGUGAAAAUAACUGUUAAAGCAGCAACACAAAAUUAGCGCAAAUUGAGAAUUAAAGUGAGCAAAAUAGCAGCA